This is a messenger RNA of Yamadazyma jaroonii, 1758 nucleotides long. NCBI's taxonomy places the organism in Eukaryota, Fungi, Ascomycota, Pichiomycetes, Serinales, Debaryomycetaceae. The record is from the annotation of a GenBank genome assembly.
AUGGAAAUCCAAGAAAGUCAAAUUAAGAAAACUGUCAAAACUGAAGAUAUUGAGAAGAAUGUUGAAUACUUAGAACCUGAAAAACCAAGGUUUUCAUGGAAAAUAGUUGAUAACCAUUCACCUCCAGAAAUUUAUAACUGGACUUUAUACAUGAGUAUUUUUGUAUUUGGUAUUUUAGGUGCUGCUAGAGGUUUAGAUGAAGGUAACGCUGCUGGUAUUUCAGUUCAACCAUCAUUUCAAAACCAAUUUGGUUUAAAUGAUCCAACCAAAAGUGCUGAUGAAUUAGCCAAUUUAAAAUCAAACAUUAAAGCUAUGGUUCAAGUUGGUAGUAUUGGUGGUGCUAUUAUCGCAACUUUCUUAGUUGAUUGGGUUGGUAGAGUUAGAAGUAUGCAACUUGUUUGUAUUGGAUGGGCUGUUUCCGUUAUCAUUCAAAUGACAAGUAAAUCAGUUGGUCAAUUAUAUGCGGGUAGAUUGUUAGAAGGUAUAUUAGCUGUUGGUUUAACCACUACUGUGGGACCAACUUAUAUUUCAGAAGUUACUCCAAAAGCUAUUAGAGGUUUAACCAAUUGUAUUUUUGCUGGUGCUGUCUAUUUAGGGGUCAUGUUGAGUUAUUUAGCUAAUUAUGGUACUGCUGUUAAUAUUGCCCCAACCAAUAACGCCCAAUGGCUUCUUCCUACUUCUAUCAAAUUGAUGUUUGCUGUUCUUAUUUUCCUUUUAUCUUUCCCAUUCUGUGUUGAAAGUCCAAGAUGGUAUAUAAAAGUUGGCAAAACUGAUGACGCUGUUAAAGCUUUAACUAAAUUAAGAAAAUUAUCUCCAACUCACCCUUAUUUAAUUGGUGAAAUUGCUGAUAUUACUGAACAAGUUGAACAAGAAAAAGCCGCUAGAGCUGGUACCACCAUGUGGGGUUUGAGUUAUGAACUUAUCAGAUCACCAUCAUUAGCUUAUAGAUUUUUUGUUUUAUGUGCUUUGAUUCAACUUUUAGGUCAAUGGUCAGGUGCCAAUUCUGUUACUAUUUAUGCUCCAGAAUUAUUUGGUUUAUCAGGUAUUAAAGGUGUUGAAACUUUAAAAAUGACUGCUAUUUUGGGGGUUGUUAAAUUCGUUUGUGCAUACUUUUCAGCUUUCUUUGUCAUUGAUUUCUUAGGUAGAAGAAAAGCUUUAUAUUUGGGUAUUUCAAUUCAAUUGGUAUCAUUAUUAAUCUUUGCUUUAUUCUUAGUUAUUGUUCCUGAAGCUGCUGAAACUGAAGAUUCUUCUGAAUUAACUCCUUCUCAAUUAAGAGCUUCAAAAUUAGCUAUGGCUGCUAUUUAUACCAGUGGUAUUGGUUGGGUUUCUGGUUUCAACUCAAUGCAAUAUUUAAUUGGUUCAGAAGUUUUCCCCUUACAUAUUAGAUCUUUUGCUCAAUCUUUAAUUAUGGUGUUACAUUUUGCUAAUCAAUAUGGUAAUUCCAAGGCUCUUCCAAAGAUGUUAUUGACUAUGAAACCUUAUGGUACAUUCUUUUUCUUUGUUGCUGUCAAUGCUAUCUCCCUUGCUUGGGCUUGGUUUUUUAUUCCUGAAGUUAGUGGUAGAUCUUUGGAAAGUAUGGAAGAAUUAUUCAGCUUACCAUGGUACCAAAUUGGUAGAAAAGGUCAUAUCUUAUGUCCAGAUCAUUCAGAAGUUAACAAGAUUGAUUAUUCUAAGGGCAAGUUUAGAUACUUAGAAAAACCUGAAACUGAAAUGAUUGAAAAUGCCUCAAGAGUUAGUGAAGAUAAAGAUGAAGAUUAA